AUGUGGGAGGAAGGUGUACCAGAAGCAGAACACAGACAUUGUGCAAGACAUUUAGAAAAGAAUUUUAGUAAAGUAUAUAAAGAAAAGACACUUAAAGAUCUUAUGUGGAAGGCUGCAAGAAAAGUCACUAUAACUGGGUUCCAUGCAGUUAUGGAAGAGAUUAAGAAUGAGAAUGAGCAAGCAUAUGAAUGGUUAAUGGAAAAAGGGCCUAUACAUUGGAGUAGAUCCCAUUUUAGGACUCAUCCUCAAUGUGACAUACUAUUGAACAACUUAUGUGAAUCUUUCAAUGGAUUGAAGGCUAUCUUGGCUGCCAGAGACAGACCAAUCUUGUCAAUGCUUGAAAGAAUUAGGAUGUAUUUGAUGCAAAGACUUACCACCAAACGACAUUCAGUGGUUAUGUGGCAUUCCAACAUUGCACCUAAGAUUGUUGAAAUUUUAGAGAAGCAUAAAAUUGAAGCUGGGGCUCAUAUACCUACAAAAUCAUCUGAAUUCAUUUAUCAAAUCAUCAACAUGUACGGAGGCAUGUAUUUUGUGGACUUAAAGGCUAGAAGUUGUUCUUGUAGAAAGUGGGAUCUCACAGGUAUUCCAUGUGGGCAUGUUGUAGCUGCAAUAUGGCAUAAAAGGGAUGAUCCAGAUGAUUAUAUAAGCAAAUGGUACACAAAAGAGUACUAUAUGAAAGCUUAUUCACAUAAAAUAUUCCCAAUAAGAAAUCAAGAUCAGUGGCCUGUUAGUGGCAAAGCUGGCAUGGUCAAACCAAUAAGCAAGAUACAACCUGGCAGACCCAAAAAAUCAAGAAAAGUUGAUCUUGAUGAAAUGGUCCCACAUGGUGGAAGCAAAAUGAAAAGGCGGUAUGUGAAGAUUAGAUGUAGCGGUUGUGGUGUUGAAGGACACAACUUAAGAACUUGUGCUAGGAUUAAGAAACUAGUAAGUGAUUUAUCAUUUUCAAUUAUUACUAAUUGCAUUGCAUUUUGA
Messenger RNA from Humulus lupulus (European hop), 972 nucleotides. RefSeq lists its product as uncharacterized. The transcript has a single exon. Gene Ontology annotation, molecular function: zinc ion binding. NCBI's taxonomy places the organism in Eukaryota, Viridiplantae, Streptophyta, Magnoliopsida, Rosales, Cannabaceae. The record is from RefSeq and is a predicted model, not a curated record. Bases 1 to 972 code for a protein of 323 amino acids.